CGGCCGUCAUUCGUGAGCAAGUGUUUGGUUAGAACAGGUCGGUCUACUUGGUUCCGCUGGAGAAGAUUUCAAACAGAAAAUAAACUUUUUUCCUACAUAACUAAUGUUGACCAAUGAACUAGUACUGUGAAGGUGUGACGAAAUCUACUAAAGUGGGGAAGCGAUCUAGUGAAUGAAUUUUUGAGUGAAGUGGAUCCGGUCUUGAAUCGAUUGAUACGGGAUUAACAUUUUUACUUUGAGUGGGGAAGAAAAAGGAAGUACUCGUUCCAGACGUCGUCGUAGCCUUUGGGGGAGCGUGUUUCUGAUUGUAUGUAGUGUUGUUCAAUAAUCGUAAAAUAUCGUCUGUAUGUGUGCACCUAUAAGGGCAGUCGCCUUGAGUGUUACAGUGCUGUGUGUGAACUGGUGUGAAGAAUCUGUCUUCAUAGCCGCCGCCUGCUAUGUUAGCGCAGUGUGUGCGAGACAGAUGACUGCUAGAUGAGUGAAAAAAAUCAAUCAAAUAAAUCUUCAUUAAUUAUGGUGUUACGUUUCCCCUCUCUUUCACUGGAAAUGUUUUAUUAUAAGCCAAGCAGCUAGAAAUUGUGUGGUCAAACGAAGGAAAGAAAAAAAGUCUCACGUCACGUUCGUUCGAGCGAAGACUGCUAAUCGUCUAAAUAACGAAGAAUGAAAGCAUGUUGCAAUCAUAAAUAAAGAAAGAAAAACCCCCAGAAGAUUAUAUCCUACGUGUGUUAGUGGCAUUUACAGUGAAAUAUCAGUAACUUGAACUGAGUUAAGUUAAAACAUCAAAGUUAGCCCCUUCAAAUUACCAUUUGUUGGGUUGAUACCUGUUAACAGUGUAGUCAGCAUUGUCUUGCAUUUGCAGUGAAGAGAGAAAUUACAAAACAUUAAUCGACUCUCUCUCAGCCACUGCCAGCGCCGUUGAUGGACAAACAGGUUAUUCACUAAAAAUACAAAUUCAUUGUAAUUGAAUCAUCUAUGUUCGGAUAAAACGGACACCAAGACCAACGCACGGUUCUCCGGGAGCACAUCCGUCGUGCCGUGGUGGCCAUCACCACCAGCAGAGAGUUCUGAGGAGAGAAUCGGACAGCUUCUCUCCCUCUCACGCUUUCUCGGUAGAUUAGGAGAGGUGAGUGUCACCACUACCAUCGCGAUCCGGCGAUUCCUGCCCAGGGGGUUCCGGGGUGGUAAACAACACAUUGGCCCUCUAGGUUGUAGUCUACGACGAUUACCCACGCUGACGGUCGGUAAAAACACCCGAAUCGAAUCCCCUGCCUGUGUGUGGAGGAAAUUUAAAACUUCUGGCUCUCUCGGCUGAGACUGCCGACGACGGUGCGGAACAUGAACCAGCACCACAACCAUCGGAGCUCGGAGGAACAGCAGUUCUCCGCGAGCAGCAGCAGCCGAAAGAUGUAGGGAUUACACACAACCCGCGCGCAUCAUUCGUCGAAGAAUCGGUGUAAAGUUUUUCCCCCCUGCAAAGAAGAGUAGAAGAAGUGGCAGAACCACCCCCCGUAGCAGGAUGGCCGCGGCAGGAUGUUAAACUACACUCCCUCGCUCUCUGUGGAAUUACGUUCAGUUUUCGUGCAAACGUGAAAGGAUUAUCUAAUUAGCCGCAGCUGUGUGCUGUGGAAUAAGGAAUAAGAAAAUGCUCUGCUGUGAGUCGGCAGCUGGUGGUUCCGGAGGCGCCGGUACAGGCUGCAGUCGUAAUCAAGGUGGCAAUAGAAUGAUGGGCAGUAAUGGGCCGAUGCGUCAGCCGGACAGCUUGCUGGACAUUACGGCGCGGCUGGUGGCACAGAAUGAGCCGUUUCAGAAGAUCGAAGAGCGGUACGAUCGAAUACCGGAACCGGUGCAGCGGAGGAUCAUCUACUGGUCGUUUCCGCGCAACGAGAAGGACAUCUGCAUGUACAGCUCGCUGUCGAGGGUCUCAUCGAUAAACUCCGUCGAACCGCAAAGUCUGAGCUUCUGCGCUGGCCUCAAGCUGGUCGAGUCCGGUUGCGUCGAGGACGUUCUGCAGGUUGGUUUCCACCUCAGCGGCGUCGUGUGGUCCUACCCGCCAAAUCACAACCACCGACACUCGUCGUCGUCGUCGUCGUCAAACGUCCCAUCCGGUGGCCGUAAUGACCUGCCGUACCAUCCGUACGCCAACGUCAACGUCAACAACAAUCACCACCACCACCCGCAUAACAACUACAUCGGAAACAAUAAUCAUCAUCAUAAUCCGCACAACCAUCGCCCUUUGACGCCCCCACCAUUGCACCAGGCGGCCCCAUUGCCACCGCCGCCCGGUGGUCCCCCGGGUGGUCCACCGAUGGCAGCGGGCGCGAUGGCGGUGGUAAUUCCGCCCCCACCCGGGAUUGCCCAACCAGUACCACCACAAUACAACAAUAAUCCGAAUAUUGAUCGUGAUGGAUUUAACAAUAUUUCAACCUCGUCAUCUUCAGGCUCGGGUGCGGGCCACAUGGAAGAGAACAAAAAAUUCAAAGUGUCAGUCAGCUUCGAUAGAUGUAAAAUUACAUCGGUCACGUGCAGCUGUGAUACCAAGGACAUCUUCUGGUGCCAUCAUGUCGUUGCGUUAGCUCUGUACAGGAUACGAAACGCCGAAACCGUUAAACUAAGAGUUCCUAUAUCAGAAACAUUACUACAAAUGAACCGCCAACAGUUGCAAAAGUUUAUCCAAUACUUGAUCUCCGAACAUCACACCGAAGUCCUGCCGACGGCUCAGCGCCUAGCGGAUGAAAUCCUGCAGCAAAGGUCGGAAAUCAACUCGAUCUGCGGGGCACCGGAUCCGACGGCCGGAGCUUCCAAAGACGACGAUCACUCGUGGCAUCUGGACGAGUCGCAGGUGUGCGAAGCGGUCAAGACCUACCUCGGCCAGGGCAGUUACUAUUACAGCAGCAAGCACUUGAACUCCCUUUUUGGAAAGGUGCGCGAAAUGUUGCGCGCCCAGGACUCGAACGGAGCGCGGAUGCUAACGCUCAUCACGGAACAGUUCCUAAACGAUCCCCGGUUGGUUCUGUGGAAAAACCACGGAACUCCGAUGACGGAAAAGUGCCGACAGCUAUGGGACCAGCUGGGAGCGCUUUGGGUUUGCAUCGUGCUUAACCCAAAAUCAACCCAGAUAGAACGACUGCACUGGAAGGCCCUGCUGGAAAAGUGGUCCAAAAGCGAUGUUUGUCCCCAAGAAGAUCCAGACUUGCGUACCUCUACACGGGAGAGCAUUCGGGAGCGUUCGAACCGUGAGCGGGAGCGAGAUCGUAACCGUUUCUUCCGAGAAAACAACCUGCGGAACAUGAUGUACUACAACCAGAACAAUGCCAACGCAAACGAUCAAUACCGCAGAAACUACAAUGAUCAACACUUUAACGGACCGCCUCAGGAGGGUCACAACAACGGCCAAAAUGAGAACUACGAUAGUUCCGAGUCGGAUUCGGACUCUGACGAGGACAUGGAAGAAGCGAAUGAGCCGGAAAACGGUGAAAAUGACCGCGCCGAUGCGGCAAACGCCCCGGACGAACAGAACCGUAACGUUGACGUUGACGUUGCCAACAUCCUGCAGGACAUCAACUUUGGUGUGAACGGCGAAGCGGGCAAGCCCGAGGAAAACGAUUACAUCAACCUGAACUUGCUGAAUGAAAACAGUCGCCUUAAUCCGAUACUUCCGGAAAACGACGACAGCUCGCGGGAAUCGAUGGACGUCGACAAUGACGCAGCGAUGGCCGGUCCGAGUGGACUCAACAGUGGCAGCAAAAACCCCUGCAUUUGCGGGGCAGAAAAGUGCGGCUGCAAUCGACCCGUGUUCUUCGACGAGCUCAAACCCAGCAAGUUUUUCGACUGCGAAGCGUCCAAUUUCAUGGUGACGGAAGACGCCAACCAAGGCUGCGAACCGUUGAAGGAGAACGAACUCGACCUGGUUCACGAGGGACCCGUGGAACUGGGCGGUGACGCUGAGGAUAAGGUAGACAACAAGACCUGUGAUAUUUUGCGAAAGGACGGCAGCGUGCUGAACUCGUUUGAAGACCUUGCCGUACCGGGACCGUCUGGGUUGGGAAGAAUCUCGUUGGCCUCUAAGCCGGUGGCGGAAAUUUCGGUGCCCGUGCCCGCAGACGACUGUAAAUGCCAUAGUGAUAGCGAUAGUCUGAUUGCUUCUUGCAGUAGCAACAAUGAACCAGGCGCGUGCAGCGGUGGCAGCAGCAGCAGUGAAGAUAAGUUACAAAAACCGGAAGAUUCGGCCCAGUCUAGUCAAGCGAACGAAGAUAAGGAAGUUCCUCGGGAAGAGGACCAAAACAAAGUCAACCAAAACGACGCCGAAGAGCCCCAACCGGGUCCAUCGCGGGCGGCAGCAGCGGGGUAUGGCAACAAUAAAAGACCGCAGGCGGCACUGGCCAACGAACGCAACAAUGCUGAAAACAACGCACGACCUUGCAAACGAUUAAAGCUGAACAACGGAAACUGGCUCGGCAAGAACGUGAACAAAACUCCUCGGACAAUUUUCCACAAAGCAUUGGACGCCGUCAGCAUGACCUGGGAUAAUGACCACUUGAAGUUCAUCCUAGAAUCGGAAAGCUAUUCACUGCUCAGUCAAAACUCGGUGCAAAUAGCCGGAUCUAGCAAGUCAACUAGCAACAGUCCAAGCUCAAAAACGAACUUCAACACGCUCGGUCAACCGCUGUGGCACGAACAGAUAUCGAUGACCGCGGCCCGGAUCGAUUCGCUUCGCUCUCAUGGCCACAUCGAGGCCGCCCUGCGGCUAUCCGUAAGCGUGGUUCGCACCAUGCGUGAAAUCCAGCGUGAUGCUCAAACACUUUGGCAUCGCCACAAACCAAAGAUCCCAGAGGUUAAGCCUGUCCCGGAACCAGUAUGCAGCUGUCCAGGCCCCAGCAAGCCUGUGGAACCGCCGCAACAAUUUCCUUCCAGUUCAUCGUCGGCGUCCUCCUCCUCUUCUUCAUCGUCUUCGUCCCGGAAGGGAGAGAUGCCUCCUCCUCCCGUUCCAGGACCCUCUUCGUCGUCGUCCUCGUCCUCAAGUUCCUCCAGCAAAGUAAGCUGUCAAUGCCCGGCACACCAAAGUCACAUGCAACCUCCGCCGCCCCCGCCUCCUCCGGUGCCGCCACACCAGCAACAGUUCCAGCAGCAUCCUCAAAUGAAAAAAGACUGCUCCAAAUGUCUACAGAUCAAAUGCUAUUACGAGUCGGUUGGUUCAAGCUCAUCUUCAUCGAAGCACAACUAUUACAACAGCAUGAUCCGCAGCAGCAGUAGCCGGAACGGGAUGAUUUGUCACUCGUCCAAGUGCAACCCAUUCAUUCCGCCGCCAGCGGAAAUGUUCCGAAACCCGCAGCCGCACUGUAGUCGCGAUUAUCGCUACAUGAAGUUCAACAUGCCCCCGCCUCAACACCACAUGCACCAUCACCACCACGGUCACGGUCACGGCCAUCAGCCUCCAAAUGUGCCACCACUGAUUGGGCCUCCGCCACCGGCGGGGCCACAUCACCAUAUGCAUAUGCCAAACCACGGUGCCGUUCCGCCGCCACCAGCGGUUAUGCCCGGAGCCGAGCAUCCUCCUCCGCCCCCGAUGGGCCCCAAAUGCAACUGUCCUGUACAUAAAGACGACACGGCAGGACCGUCAUCGCAACCUGUACCGCCACCGGCGGUCCCAGGAAGCUCGUCCGCGCAUCCAGCUCCUCCUCCACCACCACCUCUGGCACCGUUCCAUCCCCAAGAAGCCAUGCCGAGGCCGCCAAUUCCGUCGUGCGCUCAGCACGAUAAAAAUCAGUGCUGCAUCAAGAACAUGUGCUGCAAGAUCCAAGCUUCCCGAGGCCCCUCGUCGUCGGCAGCCGGUCCAUCGUCCGCACCGCAAUCAUCUUCCUCCUCCUCUUCGUCUUCAUCGUCCCAGUUUAUGCCACCGCCACCACAGCCCCAACUACCAGGGCCAUGCAACUGCGGCAUACACCCGGGAGGUCACCACGGCCCGAUGUACGGUGGUCCCAUGUACGGCGGCCCCAUGCCAGGACCGAUGCCCGGUCCAAGCACAUCCCGGUGCGUUGCCAAACCGUACGAUCGACCUCCUCCGGUAUACCAGGAGUGCGACAUGAACGGGUGCUCAUCGAAGGCCAAACCUUCUUCUUCUUCGUCGUCGUCUAGUCGCGAAGCUUCAGCGGGACCGUCCUUUGGCAGCUUGGCCGCCGUGAAGGUACACCAACCGGAAUGUGCCCUGCACAAGAAGUGUGGUGAAGCUGGCGGUAGCAGCAGCAGCAGUGGAUCUUCAAAGUCCAAAGCAAGCUCGAGCGGCAGCUACGGAGCGACCAAAGUCACUUCCCUGCUGGAUCCGAUCAAGAUCAACCGCAAGCCAAACUGUCUGUCCAAGUGUAUCGACUGCAGUGUCGGCUGCGAGGUGGAGUUCCCGCUGGACGCGAUCGCCUGCAUCUUUGACUGUCUGACCGAGGCGUGCAUCAUGCCGGAGGCGAUGGUCAACGAAAUGAGCCGGAUGGCGUAUGAAAUCGGUGCCAACGGCCAAGGCAAUGCGGCAGCACCGGAAGAUGUGAACAUUAUUCCGCCCAAGUAUCGUCACAUUCCGGUGCCCGGCAGCAAGGAUCGCUACGAAACGUACUUGACACUGGCCUUCGAGGCGGCCAUUCUUGCCCUCAGCAAGCAGCGGAUUAUGCCCCAUGGUCUGUACGCGCAGCACGUCGUUUGCAAACAGCAGGAUCAGCUCAUUUCACGACUGAGAAAUAUUGAUCUUGAUCAGAUGUUGAUCGACGUGCUGAAGAGUCUCAGCAUACAACUGUUGGAGGGUGGUCCUACCAGCGGCCUGGGUGAGAUGAUUCAUCCAGAGUCCGUUCCGAUGCACACGUUGGCACGGUUCCUGUUCGCAUCGCUGCUCAACCAGUAUCCAGAUCUGGCGUUCAACAUCGGUCUACGCGCGAUGAGAUUCCCCAUCCUGGAAAACGUGAACGAGGGUUCGAUCAACGGGAUCGAGAUGCAGCACAACAACUUUAUGCAGUCGCCGUACCCUCGUUGGUGGACACUCGGUCACCUGGAGACGCAACAGUGCUCGCUCAGCUCGACAAUGAUGAGUGCGGCCAAGGGCGAUACCAAGCGGCUGUCUGCCGUGCUGGAAAACGCCCGUCGCAACAUCCACAGCUCGUCGCAUUUGUUCAAGUUGGCCCAGGACGCGUUCCGAUUUGCCACGCCGGAGAACGGCCCCCGCAGCCAAACGCUGCUCGGGGUCGCGUUCGAGCUGGGUCUUCAGGUUAUGCGCAUGACGCUGACCUGCCUGAACUGGCGCCGCCGCGAGAUGGUCCGCUGGCUGGUUACGUGCGCGUCCCACGUCGGUCUCGAGGCCCUCAUGUCGAUCAUGCAGAAUUGGUACCACCUCUUCACGCCAACGGAGGCCACCGGUCCGGUCGCGACCACCAUCAUGUCACACUCGACGAUCAUGCGCCUGAAUCUGAACUUCCGCCAGCAGGACGAGCUGUCGAACUGUGCGCGAACGCUGGCCCUGCAGUGCGCCACCAAGGAUCCGCCCAACUGCGCGUUGAAUGCGCUCACGCUGUGCGAAAACGACGCGAUGGCCUUCGAGACGGCGUACCACAUUGUGAUUGACGCCGCGACACAUAUCAUGACUUCGAGUCAGCUGUUUACGAUCGCACGAUACAUGGAACACCGAGGCUACCCGUCGCGGGCGUACAACCUGGCGAUGCUCGCCAUGAAGAACGUCCAGCUGCAGUACAACCAGGACACCCAUCCGGCCAUCAACGACAUCCACUGGGCCUGUGCGCUGUCGCACUCGCUCGGCAAGGCCGAACUGUCCAAGAUGAUUCCGCUGGUGAUCAAGAACGUCCAGUGUGCCACCGUGCUGUCGGACAUUCUGCGCCGCUGUAGCGUUCCGACGCACGGCAUGCACAACUUUAACGCCCAUGGCAGAGGCAACAACAUGCGCCAGUGUAUGAAGCUGAGCUACGAUCGCGAACCGCUGAAUCAACUGCUUGAGGCCGCUGUCUCUGCCUACGUCAACACAACCCACUCCAGACUUUCGCACAUUUCGCCGCGCCACUACAGCGACUUUAUCGACUUUCUUAGCAAGGCGCGGGACACGUUCAUGCUGGCCCGGGACGGUCCGGCCCACUUUUCGCGCCUGAUCGAGAACAUUACCAUCGCGUACAAGGGCAAAAAGAAGCUGGUGCGCCAGGUGCGCCAGCGGUUCCAGUUUGUCUAAUGACAAUGACUUCGACUGCUAAAACAAAAGAAUGAAGAAGACACUUUUGAAACUAUUCAUAGCUAGAAUAACAAAUUAUAAUGCAAGUAGGUAUUCAUUUCAGUUGAAAUGGGCUUAGUUUUUUUUAUUAUUAUUUCCGAUCUUUGAUUUCGUUUAGGAAAUGAAAAGCAGUAUUACAAUUCGUAAAGACGUUCUUCCAACUUUGUUUAUUCACGUUUAUUUGUUAAUCGUUUCAAUAUUAUUCUUUCUUGACAAAUACCUGAUUGUUAUACAACCUUUGGUUCACCACCUUUGAGUGAUGAUUAUUUGCGUAGCAAAAUUCUCUCGACGUGCAACACUCGUUAACGCAUUUUCAGUUGAACAGGCGAAGGUUUUAUUUUGGCGGAAAAGUGAGAAUUGCCUCACGGUGUAAAUCAAUACUAUGAUAGUGACUUGUAGAGUAGACAAAUAAGCUUAGAACAUGACUUCCAUUUUUAAUAAAAUAAAAUAAUGGAAUCUAAUUUAUCUAAUUAAUAUAUAGGAAAUUAAUAUCGAGAUAAAUAGCUUACAAAAUAAAUUUAAAAAAAGAUGCGCAUGAUCUUCGAGCAUCUUGCUUUGAAUUCGAGUCGAAAAGUGGGCAGAAGAACUGAUUCAUUUGUUUAGCGAAUAAUUACCGAAAUUUGAGCCGAUUGCCGCGCAGCUGCAGGGUACACGAAUUGCGUUUCAAGUAUCUUUUCGUUCCCAAUUCAAAAAAAAAAAACAGUAAAACUUGUGCCACCAUAUCUGUGCCGAACAAACACGAUUGACUUAGAUUUCAGUUCGAUUGAAUGACAGACUAAUCCUUAGUAUAAUUUCACCAGUUUAGUUGAAUACCUCAUCUAUUUAAAUUUAUACUUAGUAAAAUUUAUAGCAUAAGUUUUGAAUCAGUCUGCGCAGAGCUCAGUACCGAUAAAGUUAAACAAAAUAUCGCGAGCAGAAUUCCUAUUUGAUUAAACAAGCAAAAUAGCGUCGGUAAUUAAAACAUAAAUACCUGCAUGCAAGAGAUAGCAGCCUAGUAGAAAAAAAAACAAAACAAAUAUUAUAAAAACACACACGCAAACCUGUUGAGAAA
Messenger RNA from Culex pipiens pallens (northern house mosquito), 9296 nucleotides. RefSeq lists its product as uncharacterized. The coding region runs from base 1643 to 8206 and encodes 2187 amino acids. Gene Ontology annotation, molecular function: zinc ion binding. NCBI's taxonomy places the organism in Eukaryota, Metazoa, Arthropoda, Insecta, Diptera, Culicidae. The record is from RefSeq and is a predicted model, not a curated record. Gene Ontology annotation, cellular component: Cul2-RING ubiquitin ligase complex. The transcript has 10 exons.